AUGGCUAACAAGGCUAACCCACCAAAGUUAAGUGAAAAAGAAAAGGAAUUGGAAAAGCAAUCUUCUUCCUCUUCCUCAUCAUCCUCAUCAUCCUCAUCUUCUUCUUCUUCUUCUUCUUCCUCUUCCUCUUCCUCGUCUUCUAGCGACUCAGACUCAAGUAGCUCUAGCUCUAGUUCUGGCUCUAGCUCUAGUUCAAGUAGCUCUGAUUCUAGCUCAAGUAGCUCUAGUGGCAAUGAUUCAUCUUCAUCUAGUGACAGCGAUUCAUCUUCAUCUAGCUCAAGCUCCAGUUCAAGUUCUAGCGAUAGUGAAUCUGAUUCCGAUGCCAAGAAAAAAACUAAAGAAGAAAAUGUAGAACCAAAGACUGAAGAGAAAAAAUCAGACUCAGAAUCUAACUCAAGUGAUUCUAGCUCCAGCGAUUCUAGCUCAAGUGAUUCUAACUCAAGUGACUCGGAUUCCAGUUCUAGUUCUAGCUCUAGUGACUCAGACUCAGACUCUAGCUCUUCAUCUAGUUCAUCUUCCAGUGACUCAGAUUCUGACUCAUCUUCCAGUUCAUCAAGCUCUAGUUCCAGUGAUUCCGACUCAGAUUCAGAUUCAGAUUCAGAUUCUAGCUCUAGCUCUAGCUCUAGCUCUACCUCCAGUGAUUCCGAUUCUAGUUCCUCAUCAAGUUCUAGUGAUUCUGAUUCUGAUUCUAGCUCUAGCUCCAGCGAUUCUAGCUCUUCAUCAGAAUCAUCCGAUGAUGAAGAAAAAGAAUCUCCAAAGAGAGUCAGAGGUGAAGAAGAUGAUGAUGACGAUAAUAAAGAAACUAAAAAGCCAAAAACUGAUGAUGCAUUCAAAACUCCUAAAGGUUUAGAUAUUUCUGCUGAAUUAGAUUCUGCAGCCGUAAAAGAAGGUGAAAGAAAACAUUUUUCAAGAAUUAAUAGAAAAAAUAUUUCAUUCGAAGCUUGGGAAUUGACCGAUAAUACAUAUAAAGGUGCCGCUGGUACUUGGGGUGAAAUGGCCAAUGAAAAAUUAGGUAGAGUACGUGGUAAAGAUUUUACAAAAAAUAAAAAUAAAAUGAAGAGAGGUUCAUACAGAGGUGGUUCUAUCACUUUAACUACUGGGUCUUAUAAAUUUUUGGAUUAA
Henningerozyma blattae CBS 6284 is the source of this 1122-nucleotide messenger RNA. It is a transcript of the gene SRP40, whose product is annotated as Srp40p. The transcript has a single exon. The coding region runs from base 1 to 1122 and encodes 373 amino acids. Lineage: Eukaryota; Fungi; Ascomycota; Saccharomycetes; Saccharomycetales; Saccharomycetaceae. The record is from RefSeq and is a predicted model, not a curated record.